CGCUUCAUUAGUGAUCCUGAAUCCGGCGCACCGACACGACUCGAUUGUGGCGCCAAAUCCGCACUCGCAUUAGCUUAUCUCGCGAAGGAUUCAACAAGAUUGUAGUUUAGAGGCAUUUCGGGAGAAUUAACUAAACUCAAGAAGAAAAUUUCAAAGGAAAGUGUAAAGUGUUAAAUGUACGAAAAACAACUGAACUGCAAAUAAAAAGGACUACAAAGUGAACAAAGGACAUUUAAUUAAAAAAAAAAAGACUGUCAAAAGUGUGAAGUGAAGUGUUAAAUUGAAGUGAUUGCACAUAAGAGAACAAAGUGCAAACUGAUUCCACGAGGAGCCAAUUUACCCAGCAACAGAAUGAUUACCCAUUGGAGCUACCUGCUGCUAGCCACAGGAUUAAUGGCCUUUGCCAGCCCUGCCAUGGCCUACAUCCCGAAGGCGGACAUCCCCGGCGAAGAGCUCUACAACGAGCUGGCCGAUGAAGUUCAGAAACUGCACAGGGAAGAGUUGAAACUGUUGCAAAUCAUGGGCAACAUGGCCGCCAAGCAGCAACAGGACGAGGAAAUACUUCAGCAAGAGCUGCAAAAGCAGCAACCUCCAAACGGAGAUGAACCACUGGUGGAAGACGCCCCGGCGGAGAACCCUGUCAAGGCGUUGAAUCGGCUGGCAAGGCUACAGGAACAUCCAAAAGCACUCAGCUACCAAAAACCUAGGGAGGAAAAGAAAAGCAAUCAUUAUAUGUCGCUGUGCCAUUUCAAACUUUGCAACAUGGGUCGCAAAAGGAAUACUCGAUACUUGAGCUUCUGGAACUAAAUUUAAUUUUUGCUAUGGAGACCCAAUUAAUGAUACUCAACAUCACCAAAAAACACAAAACACGCAAUCAAUGCUUCUCAAACCAACCAAUGAGAUGAUAGAGUCAGAAAUCAGAAAUCCAAUUCCCCAACAACUUAACAGGACUAUGGUCAAAGUAGGCGGUGCCACCCCCUGCGAGACCUCCCACAACAAACUGUAUUACAGCCCUCAACGCUGCCCGGUAACUACGGCGCGACAUCCCAACCGGCCAGUCCCGCAAUUUUACUCAUUUGUAAUUCGAACCUUAGUCCAAAUUCCCAGGAAACCAUUCCAUUCGCAUUCGAACCACAUUCACUACAAAAUCAAAACUGUAUUAGCCAAUUCCUACUUUUAGUUCAAUGGACGAAAAGUAUUCAAUUAUCAUAGGAGAUUGUUUUUAGCUUUAAAUUAUUCGCAGUGCCUAUGUUUAAGAACAAGAAAUCUCACUUUUUUAUAUACGUUACUGUAAACAUAAAAAAAUUAACAAAAAUUGAAUUCACCUACGACAACUAUGACGACGGCAGGCAAACACCUCCAUCCAAGUUGCCGCAGGUUGUUUGUAUUAUUAGGAUUAGAAAAAAUGUUUUUAAUGCUUUUGUCAUUUCUAAUUAUUUAAUCAAAAAAUCAGGAAUCAUCGAAUAUUCUCCUAGAAAUCAUCAUACAUUUUCAAACAAAAACAUAAAUUUAUAAUUUUUCUCAAAAAAGCUGUUCUUGCUGCUUUGUGAAAACUAAAGGAAAUGCUUCUGGCAACCGCUCAAGUACGUUACUUAACUAUGAAACAACUUAAACAAAAUAAAAUCUAAAUCUAAACAUUUCAAAAACCCAUGUAAGCUAUUCUCAUUGUUGAUAAGAUUUUUUCCGAGAAAAACAAAUGACAUUGAAUUCUAGUUGCAUAAUAAUAAAGCUACACUUAUAUUUGAGAAAAGAAUACAGCAAAUCUAUGCCGUGUUACACUGAAGUUGAAGACUAUUUUUGACUGUUGCAAACGAAAUGAAAGAACAAACCAAUCAGUGGUGCGAUCGUCAUGACUCAAUUAGCUAUUGUAUAUGUGUACAUAUGACCCAUACUAGUAGUUGUAAUUAUUACACUUGUUAUUAUCAUUAUUAUCAAUUAUCUAACGGUGGAGAAACCGUUAAUAUUGGAAAAUUCCGACACAAUUGGAGCUGGUAAAAUGCCGAACGAAAUUAUUAUAAAAUUAUUUAUUUCGAAUGAUAUUCAGAAAAUAAAAGAUUUAAAAAGGUAAUCUAA
Messenger RNA from Armigeres subalbatus, 2073 nucleotides. RefSeq lists its product as uncharacterized. The transcript has 4 exons. Lineage: Eukaryota; Metazoa; Arthropoda; Insecta; Diptera; Culicidae. The record is from RefSeq and is a predicted model, not a curated record. Bases 352 to 807 code for a protein of 151 amino acids.